GUUUCUCCCCCCAGAUAAGAGCAGAAUUAGUCCUGGUAUUCUAUUCAAUUUUGUCUUUCGUCUCCUACCUUCUGCAUUAACCACAAUGAUCUGUCUUCCUUCAAUACAACGCUCUUUUGGAGCUGCAGCACUUCAGGCUUUAAUCCUGGGUGUGGUAGUUGUAGUGUGCAGCUCCCAGGGGCGACCUCCUCUCAACCCUGUGGACUGCUCCCUGUCCGAGUGGACGCAAUGGACCCGCUGUGACCCCUGUCUAAAGAAAAGGUUCCGCUCUGCCACACUACUGCAGCCAUCUCAGUUUGGGGGAGAGCCGUGUAAUGAGGUUGGCCAGGAGGAAGCCUGUGAGCCACCUUCACGCCUAAUAUGCCGCAGUUCCCUGCCGCUCUGCCAGGGCUUCCAAUGUCUUGUCACAGGUCGCUGUAUACCACAGGGACUGCUCUGUAAUGGGGACGAUGACUGCGGUGACGGCUCUGAUGAGCUUGAUUGUAAAAAAGUGUACAAAUCCUAGGAACCAACUGAAGAGCUGUUUGGCAUUGAGAACCUCGCCAAAGGGCUUAAUGCUCAGAGCGGUAAGUUGGAGGGUCUGGUCCUGGAUAAUCGCUACUAUGCUGGCGGAUGUGUGCCCUACUUUAUCAAUGACGUGCGCUACAGGAAACCGUACAACGUCCAGCAAUACUCCUUGGAGACAAAAGGCUCCCACACUUACAAAAUGGAAUCUCAUGACUCGUACGAAGAGUACUCACGUCACACAGCGAAAUCCACCUUUUCCAGGACCACUUUCUCUUUCAAUCUUGCUGUACCUGGACUGUUUGAAGUCGGAAUAAACGUGGAUUCCAGCAAGUACAGGAGAAAUGUGCAGAAGAUUCGCAAUUAUGCUGGAAAGGUAAACAGUUUCCUUCAUGCACACACCCGGAUUGAGCUAGCGCGAUACUCCCUCAAGCCAGACAACCUGAUGCUGCACCCAGAGUUCCUGUCACGUCUGAGAGCUCUCCCGCUUGAGUACACGUACGGCGAGUACCGACAGCUGUACAGCGACUACGGCACUCACUACAUCACCGAGGCCACUCUCGGAGGAGACUUCGACUACACUGUGGUCCUCAACAAGAAAGUCAUGGAGCAAAAUAGGUACACUUUAAACCACGCCAAAGAUUGUUUCCAGUUGGGUUUGAAAGCUGGGUUCAACAUUCAGGGUGUGCCGGUGUCAGGAGGUGUAUCAGGCGGAGGCUGCGAGGGCCUGCUGAAAGAAUUCGGAAACGAAACGUCCCGCUCGUCAAUGGUUGAGGAUUAUAUAGCCUUUGUCAGAGGAGGUGACAGUGAGACGGUCUCGCGUCUGGCCGCCAGGCAGUUUCCCACACCGGACAUCAUGCAGCUGUGGGGGGAAGCCAUUUUCUACAACCCUGAUUUCAUAAGCACGAAGUUGUCCCCGCUGUAUGAACUAGUGACAGGAAACGACUUCACCAGUGUGAACAUGCUGAAACGGAACCUGAAGCUGGCCCUGGUGGAGUUCCUGAAGGAGAGGGAUUCGUGCCGCUGUACCCCCUGCCUCAACAAUGGGGUGAUUGCGUUAAAAGGUACUCGGUGUGAAUGCAUCUGUCCCAACGGCUACAGUGGGCUGAGUUGUGAGGAGACAAAGCGAUCAGGUAUACCAGUGGACGGAAACUGGAGCUGCUGGUCUCAAUGGUCGGCCUGCAGCAGACAGACCAAGAAGAGAACUCGCCAGUGCAACAAUCCGGCUCCACAAAAUGGCGGCAGUCCUUGUGGGGGGAUAAUUGAGGAUUCCACAGACUGCUUUGAAUGAAAUGGCAAAAAAUCGAUUAAUCGAUAAUGAUCAGAAUAUGUGAAAUGUAUGUUCAACUGCAAUUAUUUCUGUUUAAUAAAUCCAGACCAAAGAAACAA
Molecule: messenger RNA, 1893 nt
Organism: Silurus meridionalis
Lineage: Eukaryota; Metazoa; Chordata; Actinopteri; Siluriformes; Siluridae
Gene: c8b
Product: complement component 8, beta polypeptide
Biological process (GO): immune response
Cellular component (GO): membrane attack complex
Molecular function (GO): protein binding
Source: RefSeq, a predicted model, not a curated record